Molecule: messenger RNA, 2669 nt
Organism: Etheostoma cragini (Arkansas darter)
Lineage: Eukaryota; Metazoa; Chordata; Actinopteri; Perciformes; Percidae
Product: threonine synthase-like 1
Exons: 3
Coding region: 399-2564 (721 amino acids)
Biological process (GO): amino acid metabolic process
Cellular component (GO): cytoplasm
Molecular function (GO): pyridoxal phosphate binding
Source: RefSeq, a predicted model, not a curated record
AAUAAAACGAUGAAAACACGUGUCGGCUACUGUUUGUUUUUGCAACCGGAUAUCGGUGAUCCUUCGACAUUUAUCAAUUUUGUCCCUCCAGGCUGACCAUAGUUGUUUGUGACUAACUGAAAAGAGGUGUGGUGGUGCAGAAUGGUGCUCUUCCUGUCAGGUUAAAAUCGUUCCUAGAGACUCUACUAAAACACUCAUUAAGGUUAUCGAGUUAGAAAAACGGAAAGGCACCACUUUACGUGAGUGUCUUGCUCAUUAACCAUAGCUUAUAAAUGUCGCUGUCUAUAACUCUCUUGGCGGCAGUACACGUGAAAAGUUAAAGCAGCUUCUUGCAGCUGUAGCUAUCUCUGUGUCCAAAAGACAAGGAGAACGGGCUGCUGUCAUUUGCUGUCCCCUCAAUGGGUUUACUGAGUGCCAUAAGAACUGUCAGAUGCUACCUGGGCCCCUUUCUAACAUCAAAAUCAUGUCUCUCCACCAAAGCCUCCCUGCUGGGGGACAAGAACAUCCUGCUAAUGGGUGCUCCUGGAGCAGGGAAGACCACAGUGGGGAGGAUAGUGGCCCACAGAUUAGGACUACCUGUCGUUGAUGUUGAUGACGAUGUCUUGGAGACAACGUGGAAGAUGCCUGUGGCUGCCAAGCUGGCAGCAGUUGGCGGAGAGCGUUUCCUUGAGGAAGAAGGCCAGGCUUUGUGUAACUUCUCUGUCUCUGGGUGUGUUGUUUCCCUGACAGGCUCUAACCCCCUUCAUGCUGCAGCAAUGCAACACGUCAAAAAAUCCGGACUGGUCAUCUACUUGGAUGUGGACAGUGAAGACAUCAUGCAAAGACUCGGCAGGAUGAAAGUGAACCAGAUAGUGGGCCAGGGGGCAGAAGCAUCCAUCAGGGACAUUCUGCAAUACAGGAAACAGUUUUAUGAGAAAUGGCUUGACGUGCGGGUGCUGUGUGGCAAAGGGGACACGGUGGAGGAAGUUGCGGAGAAGGUGCUGAAAGCUAUGGAGAGAUAUCAGAACCACGCUGCAGAAACCUACGUGUCAACCAGGAGUGACAGUGUGGCAUUGUCCAAACAGACAACACACUUUAGUGACGUUGUAGUUGAGGGUCUGGCCACAGAUGGAGGCCUCUAUGUUCCCAAAAAUGGCUUCCCAAACAUUGGUGCUCGUGAAUGGUUGCGACUAGCUGACAUGUCAUACCCGGAACGAGCAUUAGUUUUACUUGAAAAGUGCAUACACCCAUUGGAUAUCUCUGCUUUGGAUCUCAGAACAAUGAUUUUUAAAGCAUAUGGGUCUAACUUUUCUAGUGAGGCAGUAGCACCUGUAAAACAUCUCAUUCACAAUCAGUAUGUUCAGGAGCUCUUCCAUGGCCCCACCGCCUCAUUUAAAGACCUCGCCUUGCAGCUGAUGCCCGAGCUCUUUGCCUACUGCCUCCCACAGAUGUGCAACUACCUCAUUCUUGUAGCUACCUCUGGGGACACAGGUAGUGCAGUGCUCAGUGGCUUCAGCAGCCUUCGUGGCACUGACAUACACAGGACGGGGGUGCUGGUGUUCUUCCCAGAGGAAGGCGUGAGUGAGAUUCAGAAGCUUCAGAUGACGAGCUACAGGGAGGGCAACGCCAGGGCGAUCAGCGUCCUGUCAGACUUUGACUUCUGUCAGAGAACCAUAGAGAGGAUGUUUGGAGAGUGUGGGCUGACCGGGCACCUCGCUGUGGAGUACAGCACAGUCCUCAGCACCGCCAACUCCAGCAACUGGGCGCGGCUGUUGCCACAGGUGGUUUACCAUUCUUCAGCCUAUCUGGAUCUGAUCAGAGACGGUGUUAUCAAGUUCGGUGAGCCCAUUGAUGUUUGCAUCCCUUCUGGUAACUUUGGCAAUGCCAUGUCAGCCGUGUACGCCAAGCAAAUGGGCAUCCCGAUAAGAAAAGUAAUCUGUGCGUCCAACCACAACCGCAUCAUCACGGACUUUAUCACCACAGGCGAGUACGAUGUCCGGGGACGGCCUCUGAUGCUCUCCCACUCCCCGGCUAUAGAUAUUCCGAAGUCCUCCAACCUUGAGAGGUUUAUCUACCAUGUCUCAAAUGGAGACAGCCCUCUUGUCAAGGAGCUGUUCACACGCUUAGACAGACAGCAGCACUUUCAGGUUCCUGAGCCUCUCCUUGGCAGGAUGCAGCAGGAUGUGAUGGCUGGCUGGUGCUCGGAAGAUGACUGCUUGGCCGCCAUCCAGAGUGUUCACACACAGACGGGCUACCUCAUGGACACACACACCGCUGUUGCUAAAGUGGUGGCUGAUAGGCAGCAGGACGGUUUGUGCCCCGUAGUGCUUUGUUCUACUGCUCACUACGGAAAAUGUGCUCCCGCUGUGUUCAAAGCCUUACAAAUCCAAGAUAUUCCUGAGGAUCCCCUUGAGCAGCUGAAAAAGCUCGGAUCGACUGCAUCCAGACCGGAAAUACACAGAGACAUGAUGAAAUGCCUGGAGAAAAGUGGCAGGAGGGAACACACCGUUUGUCAGGCUGAGUACAGUGUGUUAGUAGAAGAAGUGGAGAGCAUGAUACACGACUCCUUCUUGAAAGUCAUGUAGGAUUAUUUUAGCUUUUGUUAAUGUCCACCUCAACCUGACAUUCAUUUAAAUCGAAAUUAUUUACAAAAAACUAUAUUUUUCCCGUCUUGUUUGUAUCUUGUGCUC